CACAGCUCCUGUCCCAAGAAGGCGUACAUAGUCCACACUGUCAGAGGAAAAAAGAUCUGCUACACUCAGAGCUUCCAGUGGGCUCAGGACAUGUAUCGGCUCCACAACACUGAAGGCAGCAGCUAGCUGCCACAAAGAUCGUCAGCUAUCAGCUAUCGGCUUUAGUUAAUAAUUGACUGCUUUUUUAAGGCCUUAUGGCUUCGCUUUGUAUUUGUAUUUUCAUAAAACUGGCUUAAAAAUAAAUAAAAAAAUGUAUGCAAGUUCUCUGAAAAGACUGUUAGACGUUUAUGUGAGUGAUCAGAUGUGUGUUAGGUAUGUUUUGUGCAGGGCAAGAACUGUAAAGAAAUAAUAAUACAAAAGUGCUUUUUACUCUGCUGCCUCAAGCUCAAAGCUGUAAAAAGAUCUUUAUAAACUCAUUAAAUACAGAUCUUUAAAAAACUGUCAUCCAGUGUUUCUCAGUCUCUUGUUUUCAUUUGA
This is a messenger RNA of Haplochromis burtoni (Burton's mouthbrooder), 477 nucleotides long. Its product is annotated as monocyte chemotactic protein 1B. The record is from RefSeq and is a predicted model, not a curated record. Gene Ontology annotation, biological process: G protein-coupled receptor signaling pathway; positive regulation of ERK1 and ERK2 cascade; immune response. NCBI's taxonomy places the organism in Eukaryota, Metazoa, Chordata, Actinopteri, Cichliformes, Cichlidae. Gene Ontology annotation, cellular component: extracellular region. Gene Ontology annotation, molecular function: CCR chemokine receptor binding; chemokine activity.